This is a messenger RNA of Corythoichthys intestinalis (scribbled pipefish), 896 nucleotides long. RefSeq lists its product as uncharacterized. The record is from RefSeq and is a predicted model, not a curated record. The transcript has 3 exons. Bases 12 to 896 code for a protein of 294 amino acids. NCBI's taxonomy places the organism in Eukaryota, Metazoa, Chordata, Actinopteri, Syngnathiformes, Syngnathidae.
CGUCUGGAAAAAUGCCAAUGUUCUGUGUUGCUUACGGUUGCUCCAAUCGUUCUAACCGAGAAAAAGAAAAGAAGUUUUUUAGAGUGCCAAAGAUUGUCGUCCACAAAGGUGAGAGAUGUAAAAAGCUCACAAAACAACGCCGUAAAAAGUGGAUUGCAAACUUACGUCUGCUGUCGAGGGGAGCUGAGUCUGCUAAUGCCCGUGUCUGCUCCGACCACUUCGUCAGAGGCUGCCCCAGCGCUUUGGGUGAGGUUGACUCGGUAGACUGGGCUCCGACGGUCAACCUCGGUUACCAAAAAAUUAAGUCCAAAUCAGAGGCAUCCCUGAAACGAGAGCAUAGGAUGAAACUCAAGGAAGACCAACAGCGACGGUCGGAAUGUGCAGAGGCUAUGUUGGAUCUACAACAGACAGCUGACAGCCCGAGUAUGAGCCCGGACCUGAGGCAGACAGCUGCGAACUCAAAACCGAUGCAGCUAGCUGACAACUCACAAUCAGAGGACAUCAGUGGGAAUGGGACAUUAAAUAAUCUAGGCUAUGCAGAUGCCGGAUGCCAGACUGAGCUAACAAUGGAUGACAUCAAGAAGAUGGAGGAUGUUCUGGCACAAAACACAACAGAGUUGAGUGAUCUUAGGACCAAGGCACUGGACACGCAGUUCAACCAGGAGUCCUUUGAAAAAAACGAAGAGAAGACAAAAUUCUACACAGGGCUCCCCAAUUUCUUAGUUUUAAUUCAGAUAUUUGAACUGUGUAAGCCUUACAUCACCUGUGGACCCAUGUCUGUGCUGCCUAAAUUUGAGCAAUUCAUUUUAGUUUUGAUGAGGCUGAGACUAAAUCUCCCACUGAAAGAUUUAGCUUUCAGGUUCAGGAUCUCUCUGCCCACUGCUUCUAGAGUUUAG